Messenger RNA from Chlamydomonas reinhardtii, 1810 nucleotides. RefSeq lists its product as uncharacterized. NCBI's taxonomy places the organism in Eukaryota, Viridiplantae, Chlorophyta, Chlorophyceae, Chlamydomonadales, Chlamydomonadaceae. The transcript is spliced from 6 exons. Bases 41 to 1468 code for a protein of 475 amino acids. The record is from RefSeq and is a predicted model, not a curated record.
CCACAUUGCGCCCUAGCCUGCUGGUAAGCGGGAACUCCAAAUGCGCGCAGCAGCUCGCGGCGCCGCGGCUACUCGCCUGCGGCCUGCGCCCGGCCCUGGCACCCCGGAGCUCGGCGAGGGCGGCAAUGCUGAUGGAGGCACGCCCCCGGAAGUCGGUGCUGCUGAUGAUGAUCACAAGCUAGCGAGUGCAAGCCAGCAGCAGCAGCAGCAGCAGCAGCCCGGCGUGAGCCAGGCGGGCAGUCAGCAGCCGCACAAGCAGCCCGCGAUCGCCCCAAACCCCGCGCCUGGCGUGGCGGCCGUCGCCUUCAAGAAAGCAGCAGCCGCUGCAGCGGCAGCUAGUGCGGCUGCAAGGGCCCCAAUAGCAGUGAGCGCGGGCGGGCUAGACGUGCUCGAUGUGGGACCGGGCUUGGAUCCAGACCAGGACCAGCCACAGCAGCGCGGGUCUGUGCGCCCGCCUGGCGACGCCACCACCCCCCUUCCAGCCUCGGUCAGGCUAGCAGAGGACGCAGACACGCCCCUGCCUGGCGGCCGCGGCGGUGGUGGUGCGGGUGGCAGCGGCGGCGGCGCGGGCGGAGGGCCGCUGGGCCAGGGUCGUGGCAUGCCGGAGAAGUCGCCGCCGCUGGAUGACCUGACCCGCAUCAAGUACCAGCUGUUCACGGCGGCAGGCGAGCCGCUGCCGCCCAGCCGCCGCGCGCACCUUCAGGCGGCGAGUGAGCUGCUCGAGGGCGCCGCCGAGGAGGCCGCCACGCAGCUCAUGAGCAUGUCGCAACAGCAGCAGCAGCAGCAGGUCGGGUUUUUACAACAGGCGCCGCCGCAGGUGCUGCCCUUUCUAGGCAUGUCACAGGGCAGCCAGCAGCAGCUGAGCCAGCCGGGGCCGGCGCAGGGGCCGGCGCAGGGGCCGGCGCAGGGGCUGGGGUGGCUGGGCAGCCAGGGGUUGCCACCUGUGAGUAUGGGCAGUGCCCAACACGAUCCCAUGGAGAUGUCGCAGCAACAGCCGCAGCAGCAGUACCUGAGCAUGAGCUUCUCUCAGUCGCAGCCGCAGUCUCAGGAGGCAAUGGAUAUGUCGCAGCGGCCGCAAACGCUGCAGCAGUCACCGGAGCUCAACAAAUCGCUGACCGCCACGCAUUCUGGUGCCGCCGGGCCCGGGGGCGCUGCCGGCGGCUCCGCCAGCGGCUUGCCGCUGGUGCCCCCACCGUCGCUCAUGUCUCAGCCGUUCUCUUCGCCCCGCAGCGGCCAGGCGCCCAAUGCUGCCGGGUCCGGCGCGGCGUCGCCUUCGGCCGCGGCGGCUUCGCUGCUUCCCGAAUACGCGUCGUGGCCCGUGCUGAGGCUACAGACUGCGGACGGACCCAAGACCGCCUUCGUGGCGCCAUCCAUGGUGUCCAAGGUGGUGCGGGAGCAUGGGCUUGCCACCGCGGCACCCAAGCGCGCGGCAGAGGGUGCGGCGGAGCGUGACGCAGAGGAGGCAUGAGUGGAUGGGAUGAGAUGAGUGGACUGCUGGCAGCGUGGGCCACACGAACCGGAUGUACGGACGGGUGAGGUGAUAGGGCGGAUUACUUUAGUGCGUGGUCGCCAUAUUAGGGUUCAGAUGGAGCAUGACUGCAUGAGUAGCUAGUGAAGAGGGCAUCUGGCAGGUUUGAAUGAUGAAUGCUGGGUGUACAUGCGGGUUCGCUGAUAGACACACCGGUAUAGGCGACGGGACUUGAGGACUUCGACGUGUAUUCAUGACUCUGGGGGAGGGAGCAGUCAACUCUGUAUCAAGCUGGAGGUGCUAGGCUGGCCACAAAUGUACUGUACUGACAUCUCGAAGAGC